This is a messenger RNA of Salvelinus sp. IW2-2015, 2147 nucleotides long. The record is from RefSeq and is a predicted model, not a curated record. NCBI's taxonomy places the organism in Eukaryota, Metazoa, Chordata, Actinopteri, Salmoniformes, Salmonidae.
GUGUCCAAUUGGUUCGGCAACAAGAGGAUCCGGUACAAGAAGAACAUCGGCAAGUUCCAGGAGGAGGCUAACCUCUAUGCAGCCAAGACAGCGGUGACGGCAACCCACGCCGUGGCAGCAGCCAUCCACAACAGCCAGGCCAACUCACCCACCACGCCCAACUCUGACGGUCGGAUACAAUGACGGGCUCCGGCAUCCCAUGUACAGUCCUCACAGUCUAAAUGGUAACGGGGGAUGGCACGGUGCACCUACUCCCUCCUCAGUGACGUCCCCAAACGAAGGGCCAGGCAGUGUGCACUCUGAUACCUCAAACUGACCACCUCACUGAUCGUCUCUUUUCCACCUAAUAUGCUACCGUGCCCUCGACCAAUGUGACUGAACCAAACAGAGGCCAAACAGAACCAAUCACCUCCCUCGACUGAGUCUAACCCCUCCCCCCUCCACUCCAGACAAUGUCGGCCAUUUUGUAAAAUCCCAUCCAAUAACCUUCACAGUCAAGACUGAUAUGAUUGGAUACAGCUUUUAGCAACAUUUUCUGAAUAUAAAUAUAUAUUAACUGACAGACUGACGAGUUGGGGUUCAGAAUGGGAAGUCUAGAGAAGCUAACAGUAGAUUUAUUCAAGUAAAAACUGAAGACCGUGCAUCUCUCUCAACCCUUCAGAUCUUCCUUUUUGACACUUUUUACUUUUUUUGGCCAACUAAGACUGAAGGCAACAUACAUGUGGUCCAAUGGAUUUUCUUCUGCCAGUGUCACUAUACAACUGUUGUGGCGACAGCGGAAUCAUUUGAAGUUGCAGGUGUGCAACUGACGAAAGGUUUGCUUGCUGCGAUGCUUCAAUGGGACUUAGGAUUUCUGCACCUCUAGUGGACUCGCUGUAUUUCUGAUACUAACAUCCCCGGAUUUAACAUGUUUUGGGGAUUGACACGAUGAAGGACAUUUAAACGGCACCUUUUUUUUGUCAUGCUCUUAUUCUCAACAUGAGUCCUCUUGCUGAACAUGAAURUCUAAACCUUUUAUUGGAGACUGUGCAUUCAGUUCGAAUGGAUAUAUUCAGUCAUUUGAUAGUAUUCACUCCAAUGCUGUCUCAAAAAUUCAUAUUUGUAUGAUCAUGUGUUACCAUAUCUUACAAAUGACAUUUACUAAUAGUAAUACCAUUGGAGGAGUUCCCGAGGAAUUGUGUGUCAAAACAGAGCUGUAAUGAUUUACCUCAUGAAAAUGACGACGUCACCAUUUCAAACGGAUUUUUAGUAACUUAGAGUACUACCUCUUCUUAACCUAGCAUUACUAACAUCUGACUAUUCUAAAUCCCAAUUUUACUUUUGUUUUACAUGUCUUGUAAUUAGCUCUUGUACUUUUGAUCUUGUUGGGGGGGGGAUUGCUGCAUUAUUGCUGCAUUAUUGCAACUUUACUAAAUGCCAGAUUAACGCUUAGCAGUAGUGUUUAGUUAAGAACAAAAGGUACAUUUGAGCCAUUCAACCAAACUAGGAGGCCGCUACGGUACUAGCUUCCCAAAGAGCUAGUCAUGUGAUCUGUCAUUUUAUGGUCGUGUAUUAAUUGAACAGGGUCCAGAAAUGUCAGUGGUGGAAUUUACUAGAAGCCUGUAUGGAUGUGAAAGGUGACGUACCCCCCCCCCACCCCCAUUUCCACUUGUGGGAAUACAGGCUGUGGGGGUACAAAGAAACAUGUACUGUCAUACACACCUCACAGCCAGUAUUCCCACAAGGGGAAAUAAGCCACCUUUUUUUUUUAACAUGUAAGAAACAUGUAUGGUCAUCACCAAACAGUGAAACUGUUGUAAAUACCGAAGAACAUUUUGAAUGUUGCUGAUUUUGUUACUUAUCCUCUUAAAUAUAUGAAUGAAAAGACGUAGAGGUCUCAGUUCCCAGACCUGUGUAUUUCAGACUCUGUUUCACAGCUACGUUUUUUUUUCUUGCUUCACUUCUUUUUKUUUUGUAUCACGCCAUUUUGAAACUGAAUGAAGUCCUGAUAAAAAAAAAAWAAUAAUAAUAUUUGUGGCAGUGGUCCUAAUGUAUUAAAUAUGUUUCAUUUGUAACCGCACACCGUGGAGGAUUCUGACCCCAAACGAGUCCUCUGUGCUAGUUUGUGUAGUUUCAAACACAAAAAAAUAAACUUUUGCUUUAAUGUU